ACAGAGCCAGUCUUUCUUAGUUCUGCGUUGGGAAUGUAGGGAGGGGGAAUCGGCUCGGGUUGCCCGCGGAGGGAGAAAGCUGCUAAGAAAGAAAAAUGGGAUAAUUAUUCAAGGUUUUUGGCUAGCAAUGCUCAGGAGGUAUCCCAUCACUGCUGUUUUCCAGAUUUGAAAAAUAAUAGACCUGGACUUUUAUUAUUUGUAUUUGUCAAUUAGAUUGCAAUUAGAAUACAGGAUACUAGUAAAGUGUCACACAGUCCAAAUAUUUCUGCCACAGUAAGAUGUCUUCAGCACCGCAGCCUCCAGAUGUUCCUCCAGAUGUUCCACAUGAAGCACCCCAAAAGAAAGAUUAUCGAAUUCCAGGACUCCGAGGUGCCCAAACUACUACUUUGUUCCGUGCUGUGAAUCCAGAACUUUUCAUUAAACCUAACAAAGCAGUUAUGGCUUUUGGCCUUGUGACAAUUACUCUUUGUGUAGCUUAUAUUGGGUACUUGCACGCACAACAAGAAAACAAAAAGGAUCUCUAUGAAGCUAUCGACAGUGAAGGAAACAGACUUAUGAAACGCAAGACCUCAAAAUGGGACUAAAGGAAAUUAUUGUCAUUGUUGAUAUUAACAUGGAGGAAGACUUGAUUUUCUGAAUGGUGACUUUCAGGAUUUUGUCUGAAGCAUUAGCAUUAAUUUUUAUACAAUAGUGAAUUUAAAAAACAAUUAUCCAGUUUAAACAUCAGUGUGAAAUCCUAUUACCUAUUAAUAUUUUGAAUAAAGUACAUUAUAAAUAAAAGGAGUACUGCAGAAUAUUUGUGUAUUAUUUCUUAUCUAUACUGUCAAUAGAUGCUUUAGAAUCAUUACCAAAACUUCACUGCCUGAUUUUAAAGUUUAUUAUUAAGCAUCAGUGUUUUAGUAAGUCACUCAAAAAACAUUCCUAAAAUGUGUCUUUUGUAUAAUCAUCCAGCUGUGCAAAUUUUUAAUAUUCAAAUAUUAAAUAAGGAAAACUGCCCUAGUCUCUUCCAAAGUAAUUUAUUUAUGAUUUAGUGUUUUGAAUGAUUGAUGGAUUGAUAUUUUUCACUCAAGGCAAUAAAACUAAUCUGUUAAAAUA
Molecule: messenger RNA, 1095 nt
Organism: Protobothrops mucrosquamatus (brown spotted pit viper)
Lineage: Eukaryota; Metazoa; Chordata; Lepidosauria; Squamata; Viperidae
Gene: SMIM8
Product: small integral membrane protein 8
Exons: 3
Coding region: 279-584 (101 amino acids)
Source: RefSeq, a predicted model, not a curated record